UGAGGAUGUGUUUUGUCUUUUCUCAGCUGGCUCCAGCUCUGUGGGUAUUCCCGGCCCCCCAGGCAGCCCUGGACCCGCCGGUCCCGCUGGCCCCCCCGGACUGUCAGGACCCAUUGGCCCUGCUGGACUUCCUGGUCAGAUUGGUCCUAGGGGGGAUAAGGGCGACAAGGGCGAUAGGGGAGACAGGGGUGACCAGGGAGAGCCUGGCAUUUCCGUGACAUCCGAACGGAUCAGCUCCACCAGAGCCGAGAGACAAUUUGAGGCUCCCAGAGAUGGUGAACCCGGAAAACCCGGACAACCAGGGCAACCGGGACAGCCAGGAGGACCAGGGCCCCCUGGACCCCCCGGCCCCCCCGGGCCUGCCGGACUGCCAGGCUCGCACAGCUAUGCAGGAGAGCCCAGAACAGGUGCACGUGGUCCCACGGGUCCUGCAGGACCCCCAGGUCCUCCAGGGGAGCCAGGUGUGGGUUUGCCGGGCCCCAGGGGAGAAAGAGGGGAACCUGGAAGAUACGUGGGCACCUCCGAAACGCAUUUCUCUGGAUACCCUGGACCGGCUGGGCCUCCCGGACCUCCUGGCACUCCUGGAGCUCCCGGCACACCUGGACAGAAAGGAUCGCAGGGUAGCCAAGGAGCAAGGGGAUAUCAAGGGGAACCAGGCACCCCGGGUGCUCCAGGGAGUCCCGGGAGUCCAGGCAGCAGCUAUGCAGACACAGCACGAGUCGUUCCGGGGCCUCCAGGCUCUCCGGGACCCCCCGGCCCGAUGGGACCAGGGGGACCGAUGGGCCCCGCUGGGCCGCAAGGAUCUAAAGGUGAUGCCGGGGUACCAGGUGCUCCUGGAAUACCAGGGUCUUCAAGAGGCGCGGUUUCAGGCACCAGAAGCGUACAGGGACCCCCUGGCCCACCCGGGCCCCCUGGACCCCCAGGGAGGGAAGGGCGAGGUGGCGCAGAUUUCCGUCAGUACCUGGCAGAGUACUUCCAGAGUGACACAGUCAGGCAGUCCCUGAUUGGCCCCCAGGGGCCCCCCGGCCCGCCCGGAGCCCCGGGGACAGGCGGUUACUCUCUGGAUGAUUUGGCUUCCCGCGUCAUUGCUUAUAUCCAGAGGUCCGGUUACGUCGGUGGAGCUCCUGGUCCCCCAGGCCCUCCUGGUGCCUCUGGCUCUGUGUCUGUCAAUGACAUCAUUCUACUUCUGCAGA
Anguilla rostrata (American eel) is the source of this 1193-nucleotide messenger RNA. RefSeq lists its product as uncharacterized. The coding region runs from base 273 to 1004 and encodes 243 amino acids. NCBI's taxonomy places the organism in Eukaryota, Metazoa, Chordata, Actinopteri, Anguilliformes, Anguillidae. The record is from RefSeq and is a predicted model, not a curated record. The transcript has 14 exons.